AAGCAUCAUCUCUACCAAAAUCUUCAAAACAAACUGAAUUAAUGACAGCAUUUUAUUUAAGUGCAACACCUUCAACAAAACGAACACAUUCGUUUACUUAUAAUCCAUUAGAACAACUAUCGAAAUCUCAGACAAUUACGAAUGGUAUAAAAUCUACUCAUGAAUGUCCUUUUUAA
This is a messenger RNA of Adineta steineri, 176 nucleotides long. The record is from the annotation of a GenBank genome assembly. NCBI's taxonomy places the organism in Eukaryota, Metazoa, Rotifera, Eurotatoria, Adinetida, Adinetidae.